Messenger RNA from Peronospora belbahrii, 573 nucleotides. NCBI's taxonomy places the organism in Eukaryota, Oomycota, Peronosporomycetes, Peronosporales, Peronosporaceae. The record is from the annotation of a GenBank genome assembly.
AUGCAAACUCGAAAUAUGGGUGCUAAACACGUACCGGUGAGUCGAGUGAGCGCGAUCAAUCUUAAAGAUCCCAAGAACAAUCGCGAGGCGGUCAAAGACCCUCGAUUCACGAAUAAAUGGGUGUACAAGCUUAAAAUACAGGCACGCGGUUCUAUCGAUCCAUUGAAGGCAAAUCUAGUGGCGCGCGGCGAUGAACAAGUAUAUGGUGUUGAUUGCACCUACACUUUCUUGGCUGUGAUGGAAAUGAUCUCUGGCAAGGUGAUGCUGCUGUGUCAAGGAUAUAGGGGGUACGGCGAUGUGGCGAGCUCUUAUGUCAAAGCAGAUAGAAAAGAUGACUUGGAAAUUCUGCUUUAUAUUUCACAGGGAAUGAAUAUAGAUGCCAAGUACGAAAAAACAUGGCUCAGUGUUAUACAGACAAUUUUUCUUUACAUAAAUACUGAGACCGACGGUAAGACACUCAUAGGCAUCAUCUGUGUGGACGAUGUGCUGGCGACUAGAACGAGUGUAAAUAAGGUCGACGACUUUCUUAAAACGAUGUUUAAGUCAUUGAGUUGGAGGAUCUCGGCGUUGUAA